GGCACUGCCUGGCCCCAACCAUGUCAUGCAUCCACUACAAAUUUGCUUCCAAGCUCAGCUAUGACACUGUCACCUUCAACGGCCUCCACAUCUCCCUCUGCGACCUCAAGCACCAGAUCAUGGCCCGUGAGAAGCUGAAGGCGUCCAACUGCGACCUGCUGGUGACCAAUGCCCAGACCAAGGAAGAAUACACAGAUGAUGAUGCCCUGAUUGCUAAAAACUCCUCAGUAAUCGUUAGAAGGAUCCCAGUUCUGUAAGUAUCCCUCAAGAGUUCCCUGAUCACCUUUAUUUCUUCUUCCAGAGGUCAAACGGAGCCAGCGUGUGGAACAUCAACAGCAGUAUGUAACAACACCAUCUCAGACUAUUUUCU
Egretta garzetta (little egret) is the source of this 370-nucleotide messenger RNA. Its product is annotated as E3 ubiquitin-protein ligase RBBP6-like. The record is from RefSeq and is a predicted model, not a curated record. Gene Ontology annotation, biological process: mRNA processing; protein ubiquitination; ubiquitin-dependent protein catabolic process. NCBI's taxonomy places the organism in Eukaryota, Metazoa, Chordata, Aves, Pelecaniformes, Ardeidae. Gene Ontology annotation, molecular function: ubiquitin protein ligase activity; zinc ion binding. The annotation marks the transcript as partial. Gene Ontology annotation, cellular component: nucleus. The transcript is spliced from 3 exons.